Molecule: messenger RNA, 3376 nt
Organism: Centropristis striata (black sea bass)
Lineage: Eukaryota; Metazoa; Chordata; Actinopteri; Perciformes; Serranidae
Product: SPRY domain-containing SOCS box protein 4
Exons: 2
Coding region: 767-1642 (291 amino acids)
Biological process (GO): proteasome-mediated ubiquitin-dependent protein catabolic process
Cellular component (GO): SCF ubiquitin ligase complex
Molecular function (GO): protein binding
Source: RefSeq, a predicted model, not a curated record
CAAAUUUUCACACACAACACCCCUCCUCCGCUCCCUCCACUGGCUACCAGUGGCUGCGCGGAUACGCUUCAAGACUCUAGCUCUGGCGUACUCUGCUGCUAAUGGUUCAGGUCCUACUUACAUCCAGGACCUUGUCAAACUCUACACCCCUGCCCGUCCUCUCCGCUCUGCAUCAGCCAAACAGCUGGCGACUCCCACCCUGCGUGGGUCAACUCGCCUCAAAACCACCUCCAGACUUUUCUCUGUCUUGGCUCCCAAAUGGUGGAACGAGCUCCCCACCGACAUCAGGACCUCAGACAGCCUGUACAUCUUCUGCCGCAGGCUGAAGACCUAUCUCUUCCAACAAUACCUUGGUUAAGCCAUGGUCACCUAACACAUAUAUAUAUUAAAAAAAAAAAAAAAAAAAUUGCUCUUCUUCUUCUUCUUUUCUAUUCUUUUCUUCUUUAACAUAUAGCACUCCUGUAGCGAUGACAGUUAGCUCUUAAAGUUCUGUACUUACUUGAUUCCUGUGGUCUAUGUCUAGUACCAUCAGGUUGAAUGCACUUAUUGUAAGUCGCUUUGGACAAAAGCGUCUGCUAAAUGACAUGUAAUGUAAUGUAAUGUAAUGUAAUCUAUGUAAAAUCAUAAAUUGUGUUGCUCUUGUCCGAGUGCAAAUUGAAAUCUUUUGUUUUCCAGUGUGUUAACUAAUGUUUUGUCGUCUGUCUUCCCCACAGUUGUUCUCUGACGACCCCUUGCUUGUGUUCAGCCCUGCAGGCCGAUUGUAGCGAUGGGUGUCUCACUGUCAGUUUGGCUGUACAGCAGAGAAGACGACAGCUCUCCCUCUUCUUCGUCAGCUUUCCCGCUACUGGCUGUCUCGACAUCCUCUCGCCUCGCUGUCACUCUGAACUCCUCGCCGGUCGCUCCGGCAGACAGUCGCUCACACUGGAGCUCAGUCCACCGCUCUCCUCACUUCCUGCUGUCUGACUGCAAACAGGAAGUGACACGCUCACCCGUUGAGCUGAGCAGUGAUGGUGUGAGGGCAGAGGAGGGGGUGAAGAGUGGGCUUCACGUCUGGGAGGUUCUGUGGAGCCCGGACCACAGAGGGAGUCAUGCCGUGAUGGGGGUUUGCACGCGGCGAGGCCCUCUGCAGGCAUCAGGGUACAACGUGCUGAUUGGUGGAGACUCACAGUCCUGGGGCUGGGAGCUCAAGACCAAUCAGCUGUGGCACGCUGGACAGAGUCUGGGACUUUACCCCGGGAAGAAGAGGAGGUGCCACUCGGAGGCUGUGCAGGAUUUUAGGACAAAGUCUUCCACUUCAUUAGGCACAAAGGUUGCACAGACACCUCUCCUCAUCCCUGAGCGCGUCCUGUUAGUCCUGGACGCUGAUGCAGGGACUCUGGGAUUCGUUGUUGAUGGAAGUUUCCUCGGCGUAGCUUUCCAAGGCCUCCCUCGUGGAGAGGAGCUGUUCCCAGCAGUGAGCAGCGUGAGAGGAGGAGCCAGCAUACGACUACGAUACUUGAACGGUGCCACGCGUGAUCCUCCAGCUCUGAUGGCUUUAUGUGGGCUGUCAAUUCGGCAGUUUUUAGGGCAACAAAGGCAGAAUCAAAUAGGCAAACUGCCUCUCCCCCCUCGUCUCCAGCACUACCUUCUUUCUAGUCAAUAAUGCACAUGUCCAAACAGACAAUAGGAAAACAUUUCUCAGUCACUGAACAAAGAACUCGCACUGUCUAUUACACACAUUAUAGGACAUUUUUGGUGAACAUUUUGUGGCAGAGACCUUCUUCAUGUUAUUAAUUAUCUAGACAGUUGGAGAGAUCCAAGUGGACCAGUCAUGUCACACAUCAUAUAUACAUGCAUUUUACAUAAUCACAUCAUGGUACCAUCAACCUACAAUAUAAAUAGGCAGAAAUCAUCAUAUGUAAGAUGCACAUUGUACUUAGUUUGAAAUCCAUGUAGUUAUAAUGGAGAAAAACUGUCAUGUCCAGAUUAAUAGAAACCUGUGAAGGUCUCUGAACCGAAAAAUUGUUCCCAAUAAAUCUCCUAUAAUUGUAAGUUUAUUGCAGGAGUUCUUAGUUCUUCUUUGUUCAACAUCUGUCGAUCCACAGGUUCUGCUUUUGAUGUAAAAAGAAUGUGUACACACAUGUUAAAUCCAGACAAAUGUAUUUAUUUUUUAUCUUAUUUAUUAUAAUAAUGUAAUAAAUGUAUGUAUUUCACUUUUUUUGCUCCUGUUUCUUUUUGUUUAAAAUAAAUGAUUAAUGAAUAAUGAAUACUUCAUUCGUUGUCAUUACAGCUGUUUUGCAAUUUCAAUCUUUUUGCAAAUGUUAGCGGAAAGAUGAAUAAGGACAAUUCAGUAGUGUCAGUAGUCAGAAUUAUACCAAACAAGUUCAAGAAUGGCCAUAUGACACCUGUUAGGGAAUUACAUUUGUGUUGAUGCCCAUAAAGAGUCAAAGAGCAUUAGAUCUGUGAUUUUUACCUUUUUAUUGAACGCUGUCAGUCAUAAAACCAACAUGAAACACAGUGAUGAUGCCAUGAAUGGCAAAGAGCUGGUUAUUUUAUUCAUUAGAAAAACUGAAUUAAUUUCUGUAUUCACUAUAUUGUGCAAAAAAAACCUGCUUAAACUCAGUUGCAUCUUUAAAUGAGCGUCUGUGUGGUUAGAUUAAGGAUGACUCACAUUCUGCUAGCUGAGCAGCUACAGUGCCAAAUGAAAUCUGGUUUAACAGACAUUGUAUUCUCCAUUUGCCAAAGAGUCUUCUGAUAUGUUUCCUUGGCUGAAUGUUGUUGUACAGUUUCUACUUCAGUCAAAAGUUGGUAUUACCCAGAAUAUAUGAUUGGAAGACUGAAAAUCUUUGUCUUCUAAUAAUCCUGCAAAAACCCACUUUGGAAUCAAUGUAUCCUUUUCACGUUCUGUGAACUAGAAAAAGAAACACAACACCUCAUUUGUUUCAUCGCUGUAUGUAAACCACAAUAUUUUGGGUGGCUGUUCAACAUUUUAUAAGAAAAAAAAUGGGUUAACAUUUCAAUUUCAGGAUAAAGAUUUUUAAGUUUUGAAGACAAUAUUAAGGAAAAUUAAAUGUUUGUAAAAUGUUUUACAGUUGUAAUUCCACAUUAACACAUUUUAGACUUUUUUUUCCUUAAAUGAAAACCCUUACAAAUAAGGAGGCAGUUUGUUUGACAUGUGUAAUGGACUACUGAUAGAUCUGUGCUAUUUUAAAUUAAAUAGUUUCUCUUUAUUUCAUUAAUAUAUAUUUUUACUUUGUAUAUGUAUCGCUUGUAUGAACACAUUUGUGAGUACAUGCCAUAGACUGUAUAAAUGAGGUACAUGCUCUAGGUGAAUGGGUUUUUAUAAAAUAAAUAAAUAAGAUUUAUAGGGCACUGUUUGCUUGUGUAUUUUUAUUAU